Meleagris gallopavo (turkey) is the source of this 2009-nucleotide messenger RNA. The record is from RefSeq and is a predicted model, not a curated record. NCBI's taxonomy places the organism in Eukaryota, Metazoa, Chordata, Aves, Galliformes, Phasianidae.
CUCUGACUUUUCUGGAUGUUUCUCCUUGCAACAGGGGCGCCUUAUUGGACACACACAGAUAAAAUGGAGAAAAGGUUACACGCAGUGCCAGCAGCAAACACUGUCAAGUUUCGUUGCCCGGCUAUGGGAAACCCAACACCAACCAUGAGAUGGCUGAAAAACGGGAAAGAGUUUAAACAAGAACAUCGUAUUGGCGGCUAUAAGGUCCGUAACCAGCAUUGGAGUCUCAUCAUGGAGAGCGUAGUCCCGUCUGACAAAGGAAAUUACACGUGCAUCGUGGAAAACCAGUACGGCUCCAUCAACCACACUUACCAUCUCGAUGUUGUCGAGCGAUCACCGCACCGGCCCAUUCUCCAAGCUGGCCUUCCAGCAAAUGCCUCAGCUGUAGUCGGAGGUGAUGUCGAGUUUGUCUGCAAAGUCUACAGUGAUGCUCAACCCCACAUUCAGUGGAUAAAACACGUAGAGAAGAAUGGCAGUAAAUACGGACCAGAUGGACUGCCUUACCUUCAGGUUUUAAAGCAUUCGGGGAUAAAUAGUUCCAAUGCUGAAGUGCUGACACUGUACAAUGUGACAGAGGCGGAUGCUGGAGAAUAUAUUUGUAAGGUCUCCAAUUAUAUAGGGGAGGCCAACCAGUCUGCCUGGCUCUCUGUUCUGCCGAGUUUACAAGCUCCUGAAAAGGAAAAGGAAUAUCCAACAUCUCCAGACUACCUGGAAAUAGCAAUUUACUGCAUAGGGGUCUUCCUGAUCGCCUGCAUGGUGCUGACGGUCAUCCUGUGCCGCAUGAAGAACACCACCAAGAAGCCUGACUUCAGCAGCCAGCCUGCUGUCCACAAGCUGACAAAGCGAAUCCCUCUGCGCAGACAGGUAACAGUGUCGGCUGACUCGAGCUCCUCCAUGAACUCCAACACGCCCCUGGUGAGGAUAACUACUCGUCUCUCCUCCACUGCUGAUGCCCCAAUGCUGGCAGGGGUCUCGGAAUAUGAACUACCAGAGGACCCGAAAUGGGAGUUUCCAAGAGAUAAGCUGACGCUGGGUAAACCCCUGGGGGAAGGUUGCUUUGGGCAAGUGGUGAUGGCCGAAGCGGUGGGAAUUGACAAAGACCGGCCCAAAGAAGCAGUGACUGUGGCAGUGAAGAUGCUGAAAGAUGAUGCUACAGAAAAGGAUCUAUCCGACCUGGUGUCAGAGAUGGAGAUGAUGAAGAUGAUUGGGAAACAUAAAAAUAUCAUCAAUCUUCUUGGAGCCUGUACCCAGGAUGGUCCACUGUAUGUGAUUGUAGAAUAUGCUUCCAAAGGAAAUCUGCGUGAGUACCUGCGAGCACGCCGGCCUCCUGGGAUGGAGUACUCCUUUGAUAUUAACAGGGUCCCAGAGGAGCAGAUGACAUUCAAGGACUUGGUAUCCUGCACGUACCAGUUGGCAAGAGGCAUGGAGUACUUGGCUUCACAAAAAUGUAUCCACCGAGACCUAGCUGCAAGAAAUGUUUUGGUAACUGAAAAUAAUGUCAUGAAAAUAGCAGACUUCGGUUUAGCCAGAGACAUCAACAAUAUAGAUUAUUAUAAAAAGACUACUAAUGGACGGCUUCCAGUUAAGUGGAUGGCUCCAGAAGCUCUGUUUGACAGAGUUUACACACACCAAAGCGACGUGUAAGUGACUUUAUUUGUGUAGUCUGGAAGGGCAGGAGAGGAGACUGAUUCACAUUCCUUGAAGUUUGGGGUUCUUUGAAAUGUAUUUUCCUGCUGUCCUUUCCCUUUAAGCGUUUUCAUUUUGUUUCACGUAUUAAUAGAUGGAACAAGACUUGCCCUUAGAAAGUGAGGAUUUUAUGGUAGACUGCUAACCAGCGCUCUGUUACUAAUCUGCCUGGCUUCAAAGCACAUGAAAGGUGGAAAAUGCUAACCUCCUUCUGUCAGUGCGGAAGUUUCCCCCCUUGAACUUAUUUACGGAUGUGCAGCUACAAAGAGUCUAUCUAAUUUGCUUGGCUUUCCACAUACUCUGCACUUCCUUCAGGUUAAAAA